CUUUGGAGUAACGUCUCGUAAAGAGUUGUCAUAAGUGGAGGAACAAUCUACACUACUAAUCUUGCCAUAUACAUAGCUGGCUCAGGGCGACCUCCGGCGCACAAGAGAACACGAGAUACCUCUGCUUCUUGACAUCAUAGUCCAUCAUAGUCCAUCAUAGCAUCAUCAUUCGCACACUCAAGCGCGACAAUUUUUAGUUACAGCACAAUUCUCCUUACUGGUGUCCCGUCCUAGCAGAGUGCUGCAAUACGUUCCCUUUCCUUCUUCUGCCCACCGACCAUUUCAUAGAUACUCUCGCAUCCUUUGGUUUCGCGAAUCAGUCUAGAGUCACGGGACAGUUCACUGGUUGCCAAAAGCCCACUUUCGCCAAACAAUCACCAUGUCAGUUGGUGAUGUCAUUGCUGUCGUGACUAUCCUCAUCAAUGUGGGGACGGAUCUCUACAAUCGAAUUGACUCUGUCAAGCAAGCUGCCGACGACCUUCUGCUGCUCACCGUCCAUCUUCAAGUUCUAUCGAAAGUGUUUAAGGGGUCAGAGAACGACAUUAUCAUGGCCUAUUCGUCGGAGUUUAUGAGAAUGCUAGGUAUCUUGAAAAGUAUUCAAGAGUCAUACAACAAGUGUGCAAAGGUCUUAGGCGUCGAAUCUGCUGGAACGACAACCGCGACUCAGAAGACAGCGAUAAAUGGCAAGAGUUUUGCCAAGCGUGUGGUGAUUUUUACCCGGAUUCCUAGCAUUCUCGCCGAGAUUCGGUAUAAGGCCGAACAACUUCAGAAGAUAUCUAGCAUACUGUCUGUUUCAUUUCUCUCCGACGUCCGAAAGCAUCAGAAAAAGUCGAGUCGGAAGGAACCUCUUAACUCCCCUACCGCGAAAAACACUACUUUGCACGAUAAUUUGCUGAACCUGGACCUCAGCACGGGAUUCGCUAGCAUCGACCGGAUGGUGGAAAACCUCAUGAACGAAUGCAAACACCUUGAGCACCAGCUCCAGGAGACUACUCUGUUUCCCGACACGUCGGCCGUUCAGAUUUAUCAAGCGCAGAACCCUGAAGGAGCAUCGUUUUGGAAGGAUCGAUUCCAGAAAGGCAAACUUUACGCCUCGGCUCUUCGCUAUGAGACAUUUUAUGUUUCUUGGGCACGCUUCGUACAUGAGGUAGAAACGUCCUUCGUUCUCAAAAUGAUACCGACCGGGAUUUUUGAAUCCGAAAACCUAGACCGCGUUCGCCUACAAGGGUCUCGUUAUUCCAUCAAUCAAAGUGGCACACGUCGUCUUUCCACCAUCCGGCCUCUCUGGCUCCCGGCUCUUCGAUCCGCUCUAGAUCCGCUGCACAAGGGCUACGUCAAACCUGACGACUAUUUCAAAUUGAUACACGACUGUUCCUUGUCCGACACACUUAGAAGGCUGGUCCUCGAAAGCGCAGGCUAUGGUACGUUUGUCGAAUGUGAAAGAGCGUCCGGCGAUCUUGCCUUACCGGCAGCAAUCGAGUCUCCUUCUGGCCAUAUCGGGUGGAUAUCUGCUCAAAUUGUGGCCGUUCCGACACCUGAUGAACUUGGAAUCGUCACCGUACAGGAGGUCACGGAAUCAAGCAGCGAUGCCAUCUUUGCACACUUUAAUGGAACGGCCGGAGACGUUCACGUUUACGUUCGUUACCUCGAAACUGGCCAAAUCGAGCGCAAGAGUCUCUCAAAGCAAGUUCGUCCGGUAGGAGGUAUUUCUGUUGGCGCUGCAUUGUCCAUCCGCCAUGAGCUGGACUCAGGCGAACAUGCCUGGAGCUGCGAUCUUCGCAUCACCGAGUUUAAGGCAUUUCAAGGUGGAGAGCCUCUCAAGGCUUCGUCCGACAUUAUGUUAUACGGAAACGACAACUCCGCAAGUUUCACCAUACCGGAGUUUGACUGUACGCUAUUGGGGCCGUCGAAGGUAUUCAUCAACCCGCCGAAAGUUGGUGAGAAAGUUCAGAUCGAGUACGACGGGUUCUGGUACGAUUCAAGAGUCACGGCAGUGGAUGGCGACGAGAUUGAGUUUGUCGAUUGGGAAAAUUUACCGAAAAAAGGCGAAACCAAUAUUACACAAGCUAGACACCUCGGUGAAGCAGAUGAGAAAGAGGACGGCAACUUGUUCUUUCCAGAAGAGCAGUUGAUACAACUCGGGAAGGGCACGCGGCGACUCUGGAGACCGUGGCGGAGAAACACCAACAGGUACGAUGUUCGACCUUAUCGUUGCUUCCAUAUCGGCGACACUACCGAGGCACCGGUCAUGUACCCGGAUUUCCGAUUCCAUUACCAUGUUACCGACAAUUCGCAACUCUACCUUCCUGCUCGAAUCGUUGACGUCCAAGGCGACCAGUAUGUGAUCGAAUUUAGUCCAGCGUUCUCGGUUCAUAGCUGGUGGCCAGGGAGAAUGCCACAGGGCGAACAAAUAGACCUAGUACCGGGAUCAGACAUUAAGAUGGAAAAUCCGUUCGACUUCAAUCGCGUGACGGUUGCCAUGGAUCGGGUACGUCCUUUCAUUGCGGGUCCACGACCAGUUUUGGGUGUACAGUCCGCGAUGCCGUCUGGGUGGAGUUCGUUUCAGGGUAUUCAUCUCUGCGACCUCGAGGAUCUUCUGGAGGGAAGUCUCUGGAACAAUGAUCUCGAUAAUGAGCGAGUGGGUGGCUAG
Molecule: messenger RNA, 2650 nt
Organism: Mollisia scopiformis
Lineage: Eukaryota; Fungi; Ascomycota; Leotiomycetes; Helotiales; Mollisiaceae
Exons: 5
Coding region: 380-2650 (756 amino acids)
Source: RefSeq, a predicted model, not a curated record